Closterium sp. Naga37s-1 is the source of this 2643-nucleotide messenger RNA. The record is from the annotation of a GenBank genome assembly. Lineage: Eukaryota; Viridiplantae; Streptophyta; Zygnematophyceae; Desmidiales; Closteriaceae.
AUGGGAGGUCGAUCUCCGCGGUCCCCGGGCGUGGUGGAGCGGUGGACGGUGGAGGUGGGCAAGGACACGCAUCGCCUGUUGGAGUUCGUGCUGCAGGAGCCGGAGGUGGCGUCGCAGCGAGUGUCGCUCGUGCUCGUCUACGUUAUGAGCGAGGUCCCCUGCGCCAUGGGCAUAUCGUAUAACGUGAGUCAGCUCGAGUCGCGCGUGGCGGACAUUCACGAGGCGCACGUGAUGGACACUAUUCUCAAGCCGCUCGUCAUGGAGCUGCACUUCAAGAAAAAGCCUUCGCUCUUUCCCCCCUGCUGCGUCGUUAUUCCCCGCCGUCAUUCACGGCCAUGCUCUCGCCGCAUUCCAUCCCUCUGCGGGUUGCUUCACUCCCCGCAGCUCGUCGCCACAGCGCACGUGGCGCGAGACGACAAGCCGGACGUGGGGCUGUGUCAGGCCGCCAUUCGCGUGGGGGCGUCGCGGCUCGUGGUGAACUCGCGGCACUCCUUCCUGCGCCCCAACCACAGCUUUGCGCACGGCUGCGCGCGCCAUCUCGCGCCGCACCACUGCUCCGUGCUCGCCGUCACCACCGCCAAGAAGCGCCCGUCCUCCGCCGCCUUCGUCCUCCCCAGCGGCGCGACCAUUCCCGCCGUCCAACCCUCCCCCUCGCGCCUCUCCACCUCCUCUUCCACCUCCUCCUCGUCGUCCUCCUCCGCAUCCUCCCUCGUAGGCUCUCCGCUCCACCCCCCCGCGCUUACCCGCGAUCAAGAUUCCGCCAUCGCGCAAGCUCCCACGCCCCCCCGCGAUCCCCUCUCCACCUCUCCGUCCCAGCCGCAGUCUCGCCGUCGCGCGCAGGUGCACGGGCAGGUUGCGCGGGCGUCGGGGGGCAACUUGGAGGCGGGUGCGCGGCUAACUCCGCGCCACUCCUCGUCCGCCUGCGCGCCCUCCGUCAUUCCCGCGUCUCCUGACCAUCACCUUCACAAAGCUUCGCAGCAGCGAUGGGGAAGGCCGAUCAACGGGGCAGGGGGGGAAGCUGUGGGGGGGGAUGGUGGGGAAGGAAAGGGGCGCGGGGGAGCUGAGCCGGCGCGGGAGAUGCACGCAUCAGCACGAGGGGGUGGCGUGGGGAGCAGAGAAGUGGCGGUGUCUAGCUGGGCGGAGAGACAGGCAGGGGCGGCCGUGGUGGAGGGGGGUUACGCGCGGAGCGAGGGCGGGGAGAGUAGAAGGUCGGCGCUGCACGAGGCGCGGUGCAUGGUGCAGCAGCUGCAUACAGAGGUGGACAUGGCGCGCGCAGCAGCAGCAGAGGCAGUGGCGCUGGCAGCAGCAGCGCAGGGCGAGAGGGAGAUGCUGCAGUACGAGUUCCGCGAGUACUCGCUGCACCACCUGCACACCGCCACCGACGGCUUCAGUGAGCAGCGGCUCAUCGGGCAGGGCUCCAGUGGGCGCGUGUACCGGGGGGAGAUCAACCACACGCCAGUCGCCAUCCGCCGCCUUGACGACUCCCUUGACUCCGCUCUGCAUGAGUUUGACAAGGAGGUGCGGCUGGGCAGCAGGCUGCGGCACCCCAACAUAGUGCUGCUGCUGGGGUGCUGUCGCUCGCCGCCGUGCCUGGUGUACGAGCUCAUGCCCAGUGGCUCGCUGUACCACCGCCUUCUCUGCACCAACAACUCGCCCCCGCUGCUCUGGCACCAGCGCUUUGACAUCGCUGCCAACAUCGCUGCUGCCCUCGCCCACCUGCACUGCCGGGAGCACCCGAUAGUGCAUUUUGACUUGAAGCCGACGACGGUGCUGCUGGGGCGGCAGCUGGAGGCGAAGAUAACAGACGUGGGCGUGGCGCGCAUGAUGAAGCGCACGGCGGGCGACGACAGCAUGUCGGGCCCCAUGGACGCACUCGGCUUCGGCUAUGCGUGCCCCGAGCUGCUGCGCUCCAACGCCUUCUGCAGCCGCACCGACGUGUACGCCUUUGGCAUGCUGCUGUACGAUUUAUUGGGUGCCACCACCAGUGGCGGACGCGUGAAAGGGCUCAUCGCACAGCUGGAUGAGGCGGCGGCGGAGGGGGACCUAGCGCUGCUGCACAGCCUCACGGACCCUGCUGCGCGCUGGCCCAGCAAGGUGGCUAUGGAGGUGGCGGCGCUGGCGCGGCAAUGCACUGCUGUGAAGCGCCGCGACCGGCCGGAUGUUGCGGGUGGCGUGCUGCCUGUGCUGCAGCAGCUACGGCCGGCGGUGGAGUCGUUCCGGGCGGCGGAGGAGGCAGAGGCGGCGACUCUGGCGCUGCAGCAGCAGCUGGUGCUGCAGCGGCGGCAGGCGCAGUUGCAGGGCAUGGAGGGCGGUGGUGGUGGUGGUGGUGGUGGUGCGGAGGAGGUGGUAUGGGAGGUGGCUCCUAACGCCUUCAGAUGCCCCAUCACCCUGGAGGUGAUGCAGUGGCCAGUGGUGGCAGCGGACGGGCACACAUACGAGGAGAGUGCGCUGCGCGAGUGGCUGAGCGUGAGCUCGCUGUCCCCCAAGACGCUCAUGCCGCUGCCACACCUGCAGCUCACCCCCAACCACGCGCUGCGCUCGCUCAUCCGUGACUGGAUGGAGCGCAAGAAGCUGUCAGGCGUGCCCCCACGCACCCCCGAUGGCUCCGCUGCACAUGCAGGAGGCGCUGUCCCGGGAGGGUAG